Molecule: messenger RNA, 4563 nt
Organism: Mobula hypostoma (lesser devil ray)
Lineage: Eukaryota; Metazoa; Chordata; Chondrichthyes; Myliobatiformes; Myliobatidae
Product: gastrula zinc finger protein xLCGF3.1-like
Exons: 2
Coding region: 450-1625 (391 amino acids)
Biological process (GO): regulation of transcription by RNA polymerase II
Molecular function (GO): RNA polymerase II cis-regulatory region sequence-specific DNA binding; DNA-binding transcription factor activity, RNA polymerase II-specific
Source: RefSeq, a predicted model, not a curated record
CUUCGGCCCGCAGAAGUGAUCCCCACUCAGGAUGCGAGGACACCCUACCCGAUCCCGCAGACGAUCGGCUUCAGCACUGAGCGGAAUGGAAAACACCGCCCACCCAGACACUGUGAGCAUGCGCGAAGUUAAAAAUGACAAGGAAUUUGUCUACGGAAGUCUAGAAUACAACACACCAGUUUUGCUGUCUCUGUCCAGAUAUUUAAGAAGUGGAGCAAAGGAUUCACUCAAUCAUCCUUCCUGCUCAGACAGUGGGAAUGGAUUCAGUCGGUCGUUUCAACUGAAGGUACAUCAGCAAGUUCACACUGGAAAGGCCAUUCAUCUGUUCUGUAUGUGAGAAGGGAUUCAGUCAGUCUUCCCACCAGUGGACACACCAGUCAGUUCUCACUGGGCAGAGGCUGGUCAUCUGCUGAAUUUGUGGGGUAGGAUUCACUCGGUCAUCUGACCUAAUGGCUCACCAGCGAGUUCACACCAGGAAGCAGCCAUUCACCUGCUCAGACUGUGGGAAGGGAUUCACUUACCCAUCUAAACUGAAGGUACAUCAGCAAAUUCACACUGGGGAGAGGCCGUUCACCUGCUCAGACUGUGGGAAGGGAUUCACUCGGUCAUCUUACCUAAUGGUACACCAGCGAAUUCACACAGGACAGUGGCCGUUCUCCUGCUCAGAUUGUGGGAAGGGAUUCACUUGGUCAUCUCAACUGAAGGUACAUCAUCGACUUCACACUGGUGAGAGGCCGUUCACCUGCUCAGACUGUGGGAAGGGAUUCACUUCGUCAUCUCAACUGAAGGUUCAUCAGCGAGUUCACACUGGAGAGAGGCCAUUCACCUGCUCAGCCUGUGGGAUGGGAUUCACUCAGUCAUCUGAACUAAUGGCUCACCAGCGAGUUCACACUGGGGAGCGGCCAUUCACCUGCUUGGACUGUGGGAAGGGAUUCACUUGCUCAUCUCACCUGAAGGUACAUCAACGAGUUCACACCGGGGAACGGCCAUUCACCUGCUCAGACUGUGGGAAGAGAUUCACUAUGUCAUCUGAUCUACUGAAACACCAGUCAGUUCACACCAGAGAGAGGCCAUUCACCUGCUCAGACUGUGGGAAGGGGUUCACUCGGUCAUCUUACCUAAUGGUACACCAGCGAAUUCACACUGGACAGUGGCCGUUCUCCUGCUCAGAUUGUGGGAAGGGAUUCACUUGGUCAUCUCAACUGAAGGUACAUCAGCGACUUCACACUGGUGAGAGGCCAUUCACCUGCUCAGACUGUGGGAAGGGAUUCACUCUAUCAUCUCAUCUGAAGGAACAUCAGCGAGUUCAUACUGGAGAGAGGCCAUUCACCUGCUCAGACUGCGGGAAGGGAUUCGCUUCGUCAUCUCCACUGAAGGUACAUCAGCGACUUCACACUGGCGAGAGGCCAUUCACCUGCUCAGUGUGUGGGAAGAGAUUCACUUUGUCAACUGAUCUACUGAGACACCAGUCAGUUCACACCAGAGAGUGGCCAUUCACCUGCUCAGACUGUGGGAAGGGAUUCACUUCGUCAUCUAAUCUGAAGGUACACCAGCGAGUUCACACUGGGGAGAGGCAUUUUUCUGCUCAGACUGUGAGAAGGGAUUCACAUCGACAUCUAAAGUGAAGGUACAUCAGUGAGGUCACACACGGGAGAGGCCUUUCGUCUGCUCAGUGUGUGGGAAGGGAUUCACUCGGUCAUCCAACCUACAGAAACACCAGCGAGUUCACACCGGGUAGAGACCGAUCACCUGCUCAGACUUUGAUAAGAGAUUCUCUCAGCCAAAUCAACCAAAUGAGCAUCACUGAGUUCACACUGGGGAGAGGCCGUUCACCUGCUCUGAAUGUGGGAAGUGAGUCACUCAGUAAUCUAACCUUAUGUAACUCUCGCUUCGGCUAGCAGCUUAAUAUAGGGGGUGAUAGCCCCCCCAGCCCGGGAAAACUUAAGAUAUCGCAUUUGGAUGGAUGCUGCGUGAUGUGUCCCCUGUUAAAAAUCAGCACCCCAAAAUAACAAACAGUACACAAUAUGUGAUUAAACGAUUCAACUUUAUAAUUCUUACUUUGACUAUAUUGUUAGUGAAGAAAACAAAGAAAAAGAAAAGGGGCCCACUCUCUCCAUUCACGUCUUCUCAUCUCUCCCCAGCAAAAGACCAUGAAAUCUCUCUUCCAGACUCACGAGGAAGAACAUUUCUGUCAUUCGAUAGCCCCGCACUCCAAAACCCUGUUAUCUCUCAUCAUUACCUAAACAUUGCUGCUACAGAGAAAUCGUUACCUCAGCUGUGAAACAUUAGAGAAAGGCCAUUACAUGAGCAGUGAAACCUACAGCGUGUUACACUUGUGACACAUUACUGGGUUCACACUGGGGAGAAAGUUUCAACAAGCUGCAUGCUCGAUAUUUGUCCAUCAUUGUUUCGAAAGCAAUUUUGAGAGUGACUGUCAGUGCUGAACUCUGCAAUUAUUGCUGCUGCUCACCACACCCAGUCCUGCACCCUGAUCACUGGGCAUGGGAGGAGUUUCUUCUGCUGCAUAUUCACCUUUAAUGGGACUGGAGUUUAAUAUUCUGGAUCUGAGACAAAUAAAUCAGUUCUAUUUUAAACUCUGUCUCUAGUACUUAAUUAAUUUAUAACAUACCUCGUGUACAGUAGAGAGUCAACUCAGGCCGGUUGGACCCUGCCAGCGAUUCAGUUCCACAACAGUCCAUUUAAAUCCUCCCCUGUUGUUCCCCUCUCGCUCUCCCUGUGGUGAUGGGUUCCAAACAGUCACCACUCUGUGAGUUAAGAGGUUUCCCUUGAAUUUUCUGCAGACUGAAGAAGUCAAGCUGACUGCAGUUCUGUCUGAGAUAUUCUUCGCCCCUCUAAUCUCUGGGCUGAGGAAGAAUGACAUUGGUAGUUAACCUCCUUAAUCAUGACUCAUUUCCACAUUAUCGGUCAUUUUCCCUGCUUGUAAAGGGUUGUUAGAAAACACCACUGUCCUUUAAAGACAUGGGAACAGAAUGGGAAACCAUCAGUUGGAUGUUCAACGAAGCAGGGUCAGAAACCGGAGGCGGGUCUGCACAGGGCAGAGUUUGAGGCUGUGGACGAUGGUCAGGGUAAGAACGUAUGAUGAGGAGAAGGGAAUCAGCAGCGGGGCUUGGCAAUGUAUGUCAGAGUAACAACAUUUGGAAGCUGAUUGACAGGGAAAAUAAUUUGUUUGUCUGACUGAUGACACAAACAAUGAUUAUGGUGAGGUGCUCCACUAGUUGAGGAACAUGAGUGUGUUGGGAAUGAUUGUAUCUACUGAGGGAGUUGGUCCUGCUUGUUUAUCCUGUAAUAUUAUAUCCGGAUGGUUAUUAUGGAUUGUCCUAUUAGUAGUUAUGUAUUGAUUAUCAUACAAUUUGUAAGAUUUUGACUCUAAAACUGGAUCAGGCUUGAAUUUAUUGUGCCUUUAUGAUGUUACAGUGGUCAUUCAUGAGUUUGUAUUUUAAAGCAAGAUUUUGGUGAAUGAUAUUUGUCACUUGAUUGUACCUACUUAAGUAAUCAGAUUGAGUUAAAUUGCUGCAGGACUGUGUCUGAUUUCUCUUGGCAUUUUCUGCAUUUAUUGCCCUUUUUGUUUGCCUUUAAUGUAGUUUUUAUAUUUUAAAAUGUUAACUACCUUGUCCUGUAUUUCCCCAAGGAACCCCUGUUUCUGGGAAGAGGUCUCCAACUCUGAGUCAGGCUCGCAAUGCUUCCCUGUUACCAGCUAGUGCUCAGAUCAUUGGGAUGUCUCCCAUGGAGGGUCACACUCAUUCCACUGGUCAAUAUUUUCUUCCAUAGUGAUGAUUCAUUUUUCUGAGUUGGUCUCUCAUUUAAGUUUUCUGGUCUGUAUUUCUUAUCAGAAUUGUAUAUACUCGCAUGGACUGCUAAAUCCUGUUUAUUUUUGAUGAAAAUAUAUACUUUAGAAAUCUUAUCAGACUGUUGAGUGAUUUUUUUUUAAUGUCUGUUAUAGCUCUUCCUCCUUCUGUCCUCAGUAGUGUUAAUCUAAGUGUGUUUGAGUGUAAUUAGUCUUUUCUGAAUUUGUCAUUUCAGUUCUUAUUUUUCUUUGUAAAGUUUCCAGAUCAGAAUGGAACCAAGAUAUUUUGCCAAGGGAAUAUGUUAAUAUGGGAAUAAUGGGACAGUUUAUUGCCUUUGUUGUAUUUGCUAUACCACGGAAAUAUGUUAGGCAAAUGUUCUUAAGCCUUGAAGUAAAUUUUGAAACAUGUUUUUGCUUUUUCACACUACUUUCUAUUUUCUCUGCUUGUUAAUAUUCCAGAUACCUCUGUAUCAAGUGAUCUGAUGAAGGGUCUUGGCCCAAAAUUUUGAUUCCCAACCUUAGAUGCUGCCUGACCUGCUGAUCUCCUCCAGCACAUUGUGUGUAUUGCUCUAGAUUCCCAGCACCUGCAGGGUCUCAUGUGUCCCAUAUACUUGUAUGUUUCUUGAAUAGGACACACAGGUAGGCAGAGAAGGUUGUAUGGUUCUGUUGGUAAAAAAUAAAAUCAAAUCAUUAGAAAGAGUCGGAAUGUGUUGAGUCAUUGUGGGUAGAACAGAGGAAUCGCAAGAGUGAAAAGACAC